GAUUUAACGCGAGUAUUUGACAUUGUCCAUUCUUAUAUUCACUCCUUUCAGCUUCCAAAUUUGACAACCUCUCUCUCUUUUAUUUGUUCCUCAUUUCCCAUUUUGAAACAAAAAUAAAAUCUCUUUUGUGAUAAUUGAUGGGACAACAAUCGUUGAUCUACAGCUUUGUAGCUCGUGGUACGUUGAUUAUUGCAGAGCACAGUGAUUUCACAGGAAACUUCACAACCAUAGCUUUCCAGUGUCUACAAAAACUUCCUUCUUCUAAUAACAACUUUACUUACAACUGUGAUGGACAUACCUUCACCUUCCUCGUCCAUCAUGGAUUCACUUUUUGUGUAGUGGCAGUUGAGUCUGUUGGUAGGCAAAUUCCGAUAGCUUUUCUUGAACGUAUUAAGGAAGAUUUUAUCACAAGAUAUGGUGGAGGAAAAGCUACAACAGCAACUGCUAAAAGUCUUAACAAAGAAUUUGGACCAAAGUUGAAGGAGCAUAUGCAGUAUUGUGUGGAUCAUCCAGAGGAAGUUAGCAAAUUUGCUAAAGUGAAAGCUCAAGUUUCUGAAGUCAAAGGAGUUAUGCUGGAAAAUAUUGACAAGGUUCUUGACAGGGGAGUGAAGAUGGAGGAUUUGGUGGAUAAAACUGAUAACCUUCGCUCUCAGGCACAAGAUUUCAGGCAUAAUGGAACCCAAUUGAGGAGAAAGAUGUGGUAUCAGAACAUGAAGAUCAAACUAAUAGUUCUUGCUAUCAUAAUUGCAUUGAUUCUCAUUAUAGUUCUUUCUGUGUGCCAUGGCUUCAGCUGUUGAGUAUUCUCUUUAUAUAGAAUUGUCACUACAUUGGAUUAUUUUGUAAUAUAAUAAAUAAUAUAGUCUCAUAAAAUGAACUUUAUGAUUUGUUUAUUAGACAUUCAAUUGCUUCAUGUAAAAAAAGGUUAGGAAGGGAAAUAAAUAAGGUGUGAUAGGAUGCAUGCCUUUUUCAUUUUUAUAUUGUUCCUCUAUAAACUGGAUUAAUUGUUUAAUUUAUGGAAUUGUAUAGCAUGUUGGAUAUCAUUUUGUUGUAGAAUUAAUUGGGACUCUUUAUAAUGCA
Cicer arietinum (chickpea) is the source of this 1077-nucleotide messenger RNA. RefSeq names its product vesicle-associated membrane protein 721-like. Gene Ontology annotation, cellular component: membrane. The record is from RefSeq and is a predicted model, not a curated record. Gene Ontology annotation, biological process: vesicle-mediated transport. Lineage: Eukaryota; Viridiplantae; Streptophyta; Magnoliopsida; Fabales; Fabaceae.